Messenger RNA from Colletotrichum godetiae, 2859 nucleotides. RefSeq lists its product as uncharacterized. The record is from RefSeq and is a predicted model, not a curated record. The transcript is spliced from 4 exons. NCBI's taxonomy places the organism in Eukaryota, Fungi, Ascomycota, Sordariomycetes, Glomerellales, Glomerellaceae. Bases 1 to 2685 code for a protein of 894 amino acids.
AUGACAGACAAUCACGGGAUCAAAGAGCGACCUCCCAAGCGGUCUCUUACACCUAACAAGGCCCUCUAUGCUUCAUUCAACGAAGCUCAUCGACACAUUGCUCCCCCGACUCCCGAGAUUCCUAUUGAGUUCGACGGACAUCUAGGCGAUGAAGAGCAGCUCACAGAGGAGCAAGUCGAAGACAUUUUAAGUGCCUCUAACGAAUCCUCUGCCAAGUCUCAAGACUCCAAGGAUCAGAAAGUACCGAAGAACUUAGAGCUACUUGCCGAACCGGAUGCAUCUGGCCACCAGCACAAGUUCGACAAGCAAGCUUCGCCUUCUGCUGUCGAGUCCCAAAUUCAGACGAACGACCAUGACCGUCAAGGAUCUGCCUCUCCAGACCUGUCGGAUGGUGACAAUGCCUUCAUAGACUGUUCUCAUUCGUCCUUUCAGGAGUCCAAGGAGCAGCAUGACCGACCAGAUUCUAUCGAUGAUCCUUUCAACAGCCAGCAUGCCGCCACUGAGUACCCAGAUGCUUCCUCAUUCUACCCAGAGGAUGGUGAUGACUUCAGUCUAGCCUCCACCGAUACCGAUUCAAUGAACAUAAUCAAGGUUGAGCCAAAGUCUUCGCCUGUUUUGGCCUCUUCCCCUAUUCUUUCUCCUCCAGUUGCAGCAAGUCCAUCAUGGCACACCGAGGAAGCGGACCAGUCUUCCCACAUUGACGACGUCGUCAAGAAAGAGACCCCCUCUGGCUAUUUCAACACUACUCACCUUUCUGGCUUGAACGGAACCCAAUACCCCAUCUUUCUUGAUCACGAAGCUUUACAGCCAGGCAACCAGAGCAGCCACUUCCCUAUCUUCAUCGAUCGUGGUGCAUUUCCCCCUUUCUCAAUCUCUACUGACCAGCCUGUUCCCACAAUUGAGCAAGCACCUCAGUCUGAUUCCAACUACGAUGGGGACGCUUCUGAGUAUUCUGACGACAAGAUCACCUGCCAGGACAAAGGGAAGGCUCCAGUCAAGUUGUUGAACCCCUUUCAUGCCUUCUCCAAUGCAUCUUCUCAAGCUUCGGAUCACAAUGUUGAGCAGUCUGAGCCUGGCAAAGAGAAGGUCUUUCUACGCCCCCAUGUUGAGAAGGAAGUUUCUCGUGCUCUUCAACACGUCACUGGACUCAGCCAGCCAUCCAGUGGUCUCAUCGGCCGUGUUCGCCAAUCGCAUCUCCAGAGUUCACAUCAGUCACCUUAUCACAGCAACUCUGAUCAGCAAAAGAACGACUUCUACCAUGCACCAGCUAUUCAGCCUAACUGGCAGAUCACACAAUCCGGCAUCAAGGUCCCUGUCCCUGUUCCUGCCCCUUACACUGGAGAUGAGAUUACCAUGCAAGCAACACAGCCCUACAACGCCAUCAAUCACACGCGAAUGGCUACAAUUGCCUCAGAGGACGCAGAAGAGCGCACUGGAUUAGAGGGAGAUAAAGACUGGCAAACUAUCACUGAUGACCGCGAGUACCCUACUGGCUUUAUGGGCAGAGUCAUGACUGGUAGCAGCAUUGCCAACGUCUCAGAUGCACUUUUGGUACAACAUCAACAACAGAAUUCUAUCGCCCAUCACAAUAUUUCUAACAAAGGCCGAGAACCCUCCACCACCAGAGCCAGAGCAUGGUGGGAGAAAUCUACUCCUCUACUGUCAAUCCCGUCUUGUUCCGCCUCUCCUUCCUACCCAUCACCUCCUGCGUGCGCAUUGCAGAAUAGACGGCGAAUACAAGGUGACUGGGAUGAGAUCGAGCUUGGCCCUAUGCCAGCUCCCUACCCAGACUUCUCUUGGGAUCGUGUCCGAAACAACCGAGCACAGGAUGACGAAGAGGCAGCACAGCCCAGUCGCAACGAGUUCGCUAAUCUGCCCUUCCCCUUGGUCCCCCGUGAGGACGCGGCCAGGACUCAAGCUUUCCGUCGCGCCAGUGGCCUCGAGGACCAUACUCUCUCCGGACAAAUCGUCUCCCCUGGCCUGCCUUCUUCCUCAAACGGCGGUAGCCACGUCUACCCUCGCCCUGCCUUGAGAAAGAACUCUGCCAGAUCCUUCUUCUCCCGCACUGAGAACCAAGGCAUCGAUCGCCGCACUAUCUUCAUUGAUCGCCAACAACACCCAUUUGGGUGGCCGACCCGCGAGUACUUCCCAACCCAGUACUCGUCGGUGUCGCGCCCCCAAACCGCCGACCAGGCGAGGGCGAGGAAGAGGAUCUCCGUCCCCAGCAAGAUAGCAACCGCCAGCCAUCAAGCUGCGGCGGAGGCCCUCGCCAUCGACCAGUCUGCGGGCUGCCGGGCCUCUCCCCACCUCUACUCCUCAGAGGUGAUGGAGAGGUACCGUGCUCUCAGGGCCGUCCGUCAACUCGGCGGUCGAGGCACGGAUACCGAGCUCGCGGACAUGGCGGCCACCGUCCGGGACCAAACCCCCCUCCCGAGGGGUGCGGUCUGCCGCCAGGCGGUCUUCUACUACGCGGUGAUGGGGGCGACCCUGUUGCUGCCAUUCGUGGGGGCCGUCACCCUCGUCUGGUCGUGGGAUCGGGUGUUGGCGGGCCUCACCGGUGGAGAGUGCACCGGCCUCUCCUUUCACCAAAGACGCAACCUGCGCAUCAUGCUGCUAGUCGGCAUGGCGUUGUGGGUUGCGGCUUUCGUGGGGGGAUUGGUCGCGUUCCUCUCUCUGCGCGGUUGAGCGCCGAAGUGUGUCCGGUUGUUUUUUUUGUGCUUUUUUUUCGUUUUUGUUUUUGUACGAGUAUACUACGACACCACGAGAAGUGGGGGGUCCCUGCCUACGGGCACACCCAGUUACGCCAACGUUUUCUGCGGUUUUGUUUUUGGGGGGCACGCAAGAAAGGAGAGAUGGAGG